This is a messenger RNA of Theileria orientalis strain Shintoku, 357 nucleotides long. RefSeq lists its product as uncharacterized. The record is from RefSeq and is a predicted model, not a curated record. The transcript has 2 exons. Bases 1 to 357 code for a protein of 118 amino acids. NCBI's taxonomy places the organism in Eukaryota, Apicomplexa, Aconoidasida, Piroplasmida, Theileriidae.
AUGGCCAAAAAGGCUAAAAGCAAGUCAAAAGGCCGUACAGAUAAGGGGAAAAAGCUUGAAAGUGCGGAAAACACCAAGAAAAGUAAGUUUUUAAUCAACGAUAUUUUCAAAACCCUGAAAACGACUUCACAUACAAACACCAGUAAAGCAUCAACUAAACCAAGCACUAAAAGUAUCGUUAAGGAGAAAUCAAAGGGUAAAAGGGGGAAAACUGAGGAAUACUGUACGGUUAAUGGCGACUCAGCCCGGAGGAGGACCACUGUCGACAAUCUACCCAUUUAUACCAUGGAAGAGCUAAACAUCGGCAAAGGCGGAGGCACUGAAUUAUGUCCAUUCGACUGCAACUGUUGCUUUUAA